AGGUUUUUGGAAGCUCGUUUCAUCAACUGCAUCGAUCGGGCUGCCGUGGCGGCGCAGUCGCGGGAAACUUUUUGCGCGAGAUGAUCGCGGCGCGCACUGGCGCGGCCGUCGUCGUAAAGCGGUGCGGUUCGCUCGACCCCGAGGAACACGAAGCGUCAACUACCCAGCGGUGACGCGAUCGCCCGCCAACUUCCCCCUAGGCUUCUGCGUCACACGCCGAGCCAAAGCCGCCGUACCAACGCGUAGCACCGCCGCCUCCAGCGACCAACGCCGCAGCCACGAACGGCGACACAAAAAGAGCGAGGAUACCGGCCCCGAAGAACGGGCCAAAAAGAGAGCCGGCCCCGCUACGCAGGCAGGCACACGAAUAUCCCGAGCACCACCGGCCCCAGCAGCGCAAGGGAACAUCCGCCGCCCUGGCUGCUGCGGGCAAGCCGCAGCAAGCAGAGCGCGCCAUUUGUAAGUGGCGCCCUCUCUGGCUGGGGCUCGCAAGCAGCCAUUGUGAUUUCGCCGAAAGGCGGUAAGUGCAUCAUCGUCGCACAUUGUCCGCGGCAGGGCUGACCAUCAGCUCCCACCGAGUCGGAGUUUUCUUUCUCGUUUCGAAAGCCUUUCCUGUCGCGGGUCUGCCCCGUGCACGGCGACACGACGAUGGGUCGCGACGCCAGCGCGAAGCGAUUCGAUGUCAGUCUCAAGCUUAAGGUGCUCGCGUACUACGACCAAGUGCGGAACAAAUACAAGGCGGCCAAAAUGUUCGGCGUCAGCGAGUGUUCGGUGAGGAACUGGAUCAAGGAGGAACACCGGCUGCGCGCCCUCUCGUCCCAGGGCGGAAGCAACGGCGUCCGAAAGACCCCGAAUCGCGCGGCCGAAACCCGGGCCCUGUUCGAGGCUUGCUUGGAACGCUACGUGCAGGACUGUCAGCAGCGCGGAGUCAAGGCCAGGUACCGCGAUCUGCUCGCGCACGCGGCGCAGCUGAAGAAAGUGCACGGAGUGCGCGGCCUCAAGCUGUCAAUCGACUGGGUGGCGCGUUUCGUGCGUGAGCGCAAGCUCGUCGGCAAGUGCGAGAGGCUGCCCAAGCACGCGGGCACCGCGUCUCCCGCCAACAACAGUGCCGGUUCGGCGGCAGCGCGCAAGAAGGGAGUGCCUCCGGCCGCGUCGUGUGGUUCGCGUUGCGCCAAAGGGUUGCCGCCGGCCAAGCACAACGCUGCACGGUCCCUCGUCAAGCGCGCCAUGGGUCAACUGUCAUCCAAGGCCGGUAAGACGACUUCUCCGACCACGGCGAAGCGAAAGGCUCCGACCACGGCGCACACCAAGGCGAAGCUGAAGUCGAAGGCGGUGUCGUCAAAGGCUUCCAAAGGCAGCGACGGUAAGGUGACCAAGGCCUUGUCGAAAAACAAACCGACGAAGAAGGCGACAAAGACGGGCAGCGAACUGAAAAAGACCGUUCUGACCAAGGUAAAGAAGGCUGCCAAUAAAACAAAAACGAAAUUGGCUGCCGCGGCGAAAAGGGGCCCGAACACAAAGUCAAAACUGCCGCCUGUCAAAAAAACGAAAACACAGAGGGCCAAAAGUGCAGCUAUCGUGGCAAAGUACAAAAAGUGUCUUUUAAAGAAAGCCAGCCAGAAGCAGAAGUUAGGAAAGCUGAAAAAUACCGUCACUUUGAAAAAGAAGGUCCGAAAAGAAGCAAAAAGUUUAAAGCACAAACAAAAAGUAGUCAGGAAAUCUGACAAGGUUGUGAAGGCAAGCAAAGGCAAACAGUGCUCAAAGGCUGAACACAAUGUGGUUGUAGCAAAAAAAAUGAAAAUCGAGAAAGAAAAGAACAUAAAGCCUGAGAAAAAAGUAAUGACCAUAAACAAGGUAGUCAGUAAAAGCUUAAAGAAAGCUAAAGAAACAGUCAAUCGUGCCAAAAAGCCUGCCGACAAAGCUAGCUCACCUUCAAAACAGUCCGUGCAGAAGGUGAAGAAGCUGCCCACGAAAAAUACGAGACCAAAGAGGCAACCGAUAAAGGUGUUUCGUACCCGGUAUCGUAUUAAAGAAAUGCACAGGAGGAUUGAAGAAAACAGAUCUUCAGACUUCUUUGAUUUCUUUUAUGGCUUGGGCCUUAUACCAAUCAAUAGAGAUGCGGAUGGUACAAACUCUCUCUACAUCCCCUUCAUCCCGGGAUCACCAAAGAUUUAUGAUAACACCAAGUACCUCUGCAACAAGGAAAGCCCACUCAGGUCAAGCACGUCUGACCUAAGUAAUUGUCAGCCCUCGCCCCACACUCAGCUUCCCUCAAAGUACCCCAUCUGGACUCCUGUGAGGACAAGCACGAUCCACGACCCUUGCUCGUCUCAGAGUGGCAACCCUUGGCGAACAAGCCCACGAGCGCGUGAGGAGCACAUAAUCACUGACAGGUUCACGCAGUCCAAGUCGCCAGAGGAUGCCGUCUUUGCAGAAAAGUUCCACAAGGCAAGUCUGAAAUCCGAGGCUGCCCUCUCGCCGGGUGAAUCGCCAAUCACUCCAGAGCAGUUGGCGGUGGUACGAAAGCUAUUUCCUCCCAUCGGAAGCUUGACGUUCCCAAGUCAGCGCAGGGCGCCGGAUAGCCAAGUGACAUUCAACGAGCCUUUGAAGGCCUCGGAACGAAGUUUGCGGCCACGCACCUCUGAGCAGACACAGCGGCUGAGCCUGUGCUUUCGCAAGCGCCACUACCAGAAACGAAAAAGGACCCUCUCUGAGCCGUCACGGUCUCCCGAAAGACGUCCAAACGGCCCUUCAGUGAGUGACAUUGACUGGUUAAGUGCUGAUGGGUUUCCCAGCUCUGCAAAGAAAAGCUGUCCAGGAGGGAGCAGCCCUGUCUACUCCUUCGGCGAGACGCGGCACUGUUUCCGCAAGGAGCACUUUGAGGAUAGUGCUUGCCCACCGCACAUGCCGACCAGCGGGAUAUGUGGGAACAGUCCAAGGACAGCGGUUUGCACCCCGAGCAAUGACAGACCUGCAAGCUGUCUGUUCGACAGUGCCAAACACGUCGGUAGGGCCAUGCCAGCUAGCCCCAAAGCCACAUCAUCCAGCGAAGGCAAGGAUCUGUUCUUUGGCCAGGCAAAUAGACUGGCUACACUGAGAAAAAAACAAGACAGAAAUGAACCUGUGAUGCACAAUGCGAAAGGUCACCAGGACUAGUAGUUGCUUGCACCAAAGAAUGUUUCCUCAGCCAUGCUGAAAGAGCCUCCUUGGGCUUUGUUGUAUAGUGUACACAGUGACUGAUUAACUAGUAAGCCUUCAGCUUGCCUGGUAAAACCACAAGUGCUGAGCGAUUACACCAAGCACUGCAUAGGAAUCCAGAAAAUAUGCAGAAAUACUGGCUUUCUGCCAUUACACACAAGAUGUUUUAUCUUCAGAGAAUGUUUAGCCAGUAUCGGACUGCACGCAUUUUGCUUGCUCAAUGCUUGCUGCAAUCUUGUCCAUGCCCUUGUUGAUACUGGUGAUUCUGCAAAUCCUGUCAAGGAGCGGAACUGUCCCUUGAUCAAUGAAUUAGCAACAUUUAUGUAUAUUUCAAGAGAUGAUGUGCAGCACGAUCUUUCGAAACUUUAGGUAGAAGUGCCAUUGAUGCCAGGAAUGUUACGUACAUUCCAAGUUUGCCACGUCUGGCAGUGUUAUGUAACUUUCCAGCCACAGAAUGUCGCCAGCCGAAGUGAAAAGUGUACCCUAGCUCUGAAACUGUUAAGAGGCACAUUGUUACCUGCGCAAAUUGUACAGGACUGUCACAUCCAAGUGAAACACUAUGUGUAGCUGCCUUAGGUCCUCGCUCUGCAGCUGAAUGAAAUGUAAAAACGCAAUUAAGUGAACAUCUCUAAUGUGCCACAAUGUCUUCCCUGUCCCUCCUGCCAGCCUUUCAUCUUUCCAUUGUCUUCUCUAAAGCUUUGCAAGUGCAAGUUACAUAUUGAUAUAUUGCACAGGUAACAAAAUGCUCUGAAGCACUAUUUUUCCUCACUUUAGUGGAAGUUAAAUGGGAUCCACUGUUGCAAGCGUGCAUUGGUUGGCAGAGAAUAUGCGACUUCCACGUUGUAAAUAGCUAUACAAAUUUUGUGAUCUCUUGCAGAAAUCGUGAAACAGGGACAUAUCUUCCAUAUUCUGAAUUGUGCAGUUGUUUGAAGUGGACUGAAUGUGUGUGUGGUGUGUGUGCGUGCAAGCAGACUCCAAACAUGCAAAUGCUGUUCAACUUGCUCGAUAAAAACAGUGGCUGUACAUAAUGCAUGAAUAGGAAUAUGAGGACACUGGACUAUGCACGCUUUUGUGCUUGCCAGACACAGCUGUCAGCAGUACUAAAUCUUCGUGCGACUUGUAGCAAUAAGUGACUUGAGUUACAGGUUGUUUUGAAUGCUUAUGACACACUGUCAAAGCUAUCAAGCUGUUUCGAGUUGACUUUUGACUCGUGCAGAGAUUGUGUGAAAAUUCCUUGUCAAUUCCCGACUUGCAUUUUUUUACGCAGUGCAGUGUCGUGGCUAGUUGACAAGGUGUUGCGUCUACCUCCCUGAAUGCAUUGUGACUCUGAGACGAUGUUGUGCUCAUCACUACGACACUGAUUUAAUGAGCACUCUCAGCAAAGCUCUUUCUGCAUGAUUUUUUCAUUUUUUUUGCAAGAGUGGGAAUGGUUUUGUAUAUACACAGCCCUUGUUUCUCUCCUUGGGCCUUACUUAAAUAUGCGUUUGUCGCUAAUACCACAAGGUACAAAAGUGUGUUUUCCCUCGAGAGGUUUUCAACGAUCAGUUUUAUCCCUGUGGCUGUAACCUCUGGCCACACUUUUGCACAAAUAAAGAUGGUUCAUUCUUGUA
This is a messenger RNA of Rhipicephalus sanguineus (brown dog tick), 4808 nucleotides long. RefSeq lists its product as uncharacterized. Bases 649 to 3156 code for a protein of 835 amino acids. The transcript has a single exon. The record is from RefSeq and is a predicted model, not a curated record. NCBI's taxonomy places the organism in Eukaryota, Metazoa, Arthropoda, Arachnida, Ixodida, Ixodidae.